This is a messenger RNA of Penicillium verrucosum, 1536 nucleotides long. RefSeq lists its product as uncharacterized. NCBI's taxonomy places the organism in Eukaryota, Fungi, Ascomycota, Eurotiomycetes, Eurotiales, Aspergillaceae. Bases 1 to 1536 code for a protein of 511 amino acids. The transcript is spliced from 3 exons. The record is from RefSeq and is a predicted model, not a curated record.
AUGCCCAUCCCAACACGUUCGGCUUCGCUACGCGACCCCCGUAAACAAACUUCAAAUAUAGCACGACCUGCCACGAAACCCUCCCCUACAAUACCCACCACGGCCAGCCUGAACAAGGACUCUACCCGAGAAACGAAUAACAAGACCCGCUCGCCAUCAAAUUCCUCGCCGGUCGAAGGUGUGCCUCUGAAAGACAAUGGAGUCACUGCCCGAGGAAGGACCCUGCUCCCCCAGCGCAGUAAUCUUACCCAAGACAAUGAUCGUGCAACGGGAUACGGGCGGAUUCAGCCACCGAGUAGCAAGCUGAAACCACGCGUGGACCCCAGUGAAGACCGGGGUGGCACCCAGCCGUCGUCAAAGUAUCAUGCGACCCGGCGCGUUGAAGUUGCCUUCAGCGAAGAUUACAGCCCCUUCGUCAAAGAGCUCAGCACCAUCUUUCGCGCCACCCUCACCCCGCAAACCGCCAGGAAGGCGAUCCCCAGUCCAACCUCCUACGAUAAGAAGGCCCCCUCGCCCAAGAAAACGGAGAUGCUACCCCCACCGCGCCCCACACGAUCCCUCUCUUUAAGGCAACCUGUCAGUGUCAGCAAGGCACCGCCGGUGGCGGCCAAAACCCACAUGCGGCACAGGAGUCAGCUGGUACAAAAUACAAAACAAGUCGAGACAACCCCAUCAAUUGGCCAACGUGCACGAACACUCUCAAACUACCAACGGCCGCCGUCUCCUAAGAAAAUUUCCAAACCUCCAACGCCUACCCCUGGAGCCGAACCCCAGCCUGGGAAUAUUCUGAUCUCUUCAUCAUGGCCGGAUAUCGCAGCACUACAAACAGAACUUCUUCAGCUCAGUCUUUUCCAUUCCGACUCACUGCAAAGCCAUGCUGAAUGGAAGUCUGAUUCAGAGACACGUCUACGCAAAAAGUACGACAGUGUCGCUAGCCAAUAUCGCUUGGUACUGGCGGAUGAAACACAGCGGCAGUGUCGCCUGAAUGCGCAGGCCCUAGGGAUUUGGCUUUCCAAUUGUCGUGAACAUCGCGGUCCGCAUGAUUUCUCUGAACAGAUUCAAAUCUUAUCGCAAGUUCUACAAGAUGUCUCGGACAUGGUUGCUGGUAGCCGGGGUGCACAGUACUCUCAAGCUGUGAAGACAUUCGAAGACUGGCUUAACCAAGCGGAGCUUAUUCGUCAUAGCCGUGGACCAGGGUGUCUUGAUGUCGGCACCUUUAUUGACCCCCUUGGGCGAAGCUGGAACGAAUCAUUACGUACUUUAAAUGUGAGGCUCGAACUCUGUAUACGCCAAUUGCAAGUCCUUGAUAUCCUGGGCUUCGGGGAGGUGGAGCGUCUAGAACAGUCUGCUCUUGCCAGAGUGGCCAAGAAUCUGGCUGAAUUGAUACAACUCAUGGCACAGGAGAUCCGUGCUAUGCAAAUGUUAGAAACAGAAAUGGUGCGUUCGGAAAGAGAUUUUGUCGGUCUUCUUGCGACACAGCUGGCAGGCUCUAAAAGGGAUACAAGAGCUCCCCGGGUCGGGGCAUGGAGAAGCUAG